This is a messenger RNA of Bipolaris victoriae FI3, 2391 nucleotides long. RefSeq lists its product as hypothetical. Gene Ontology annotation, molecular function: metalloendopeptidase activity. Bases 1 to 2391 code for a protein of 796 amino acids. Gene Ontology annotation, cellular component: mitochondrion. NCBI's taxonomy places the organism in Eukaryota, Fungi, Ascomycota, Dothideomycetes, Pleosporales, Pleosporaceae. Gene Ontology annotation, biological process: peptide metabolic process. The record is from RefSeq and is a predicted model, not a curated record. The transcript has a single exon.
AUGCUCAAGCGGCUUGCGCGCACAAAGCAGCCAACAGCGCCCUGGAUCUGCCACCGCUGUCUCCACCAGUCGCAGCGCCAACGACGCUUCAACUCGACUUUUGCUGCUGCUGCCACCGCCCCCUCCAAGCCACGCGACCCUGCGCCGCCACUCCACAGUCUCCCUACCAGUACAAAGACAGAUGACGACGCCCUCCGCAAGGUUUUUGACAGCGCCUCGUUCUGGGCGGGCUUCAAACGAACACCGCAAAAUGGCCAGCCCGCCGGCAUCAUCGGCAACAAAUACCUUACGCAUCCUGAAGGCUUCGUCGACUUUGUUACCAUAACCAUCCAACGCUGCAAUGCCGUUGUGCAAAAGGUGGCAGCGGCGCAGUCGGUCCAAGACUACAAGAACAUGGUCAAGGACCUCGACAAGCUCAGCGACCUGCUAUGCAGGGUCAUAGACUUGGCCGACUUUGUGCGAGGCACCCAUCCAGAUCGCAAGUUCCAGAUCAUGGCAGUCAAGGCAUACUCGACAGUCUUCCAGUACAUGAACCAACUGAACACCACGCCAGUACUAUACGACCAGCUGAAAAAAGGCUCAGAGAUACCGGAGGUGUACGAGGCUUGGAGCGAGGAAGAGCGCAUCGUUGCGAGGAUAUUGAUGGAGGACUUUGCGCGCUUUGGCAUUGGGCUGGAUGAUAAGACACGAGAGAAGCUGGUGGACCUGAGCGGAGAGAUUGCUGAAGUUGGAAACCAGUUUGUCGAGGGUAUGGCACCAGAGACACUGACUCUACGGUUCAAAUCCACACGGUUAAAAGGGUUGGACCCGAAUAUGGCAAAGGCUCUGACCAAGUGGGGAGAAACAAAGAUUUCCACAAUGCAUCAUGAGGCGCAAUCUGUGCUGCGGUUUGUCCAGGACCCAGAGGUGCGCAGAGAGACAUAUCAAGCUGUCCGCACAGCAAGCAAGCCGAGCAUUGCACGGUUAGAGAAGAUGUUGAAGCUGCGCGCCGAACUGGCCCAGACAUCAGGUUACGAGACGUUUGCGCACAUGACGCUCGAGAAUAAGAUGGCACGGACACCGGAGGCUGUCAAUACGUUCCUGAAAGCAUUAUAUGAGGACAGUCGGCCGGCUGUACUUGCCGACUUACAGGAGUUGAUGGAGCUGAAACGAGGAGACGCUCACCGGUCCAACUUUCCAGAUCGCAUCAAUGCCUGGGAUAAGUUCUACUACACACAGAAGAUGCUUGCGACGAUGGAGGGCCAUUAUAGGCAGCGCACCCCAGAUUCACUGUCUGCAUAUUUUUCUGUCGGUACCGUCCUACAGGGAAUAUCUCGGCUCUUCGACCGUCUCUACGGCGUACGCUUUGUGCCAAAGGAGACUCAACCGGGCGAGGUGUGGGACGAUGGAGUUCGCCGCCUCGAUGUCAUAUCUGAUACUGAAGGCCAUAUUGCGGUACUGUAUUGUGACUUGUAUUCUCGUCCUGGCAAGACGCCCAACCCAGCGCAUUUCACCCUGCGCUGUAGUCGUGAAAUUUUACCCUCGGAAAUGGAAGAAAUGGCCCAUAUGCAGCACCGCUUCUCUUCGCCCAUUGAAGCCGCAACCGAUGGCAUGCCAGUAUCUUACAAUGCCCAACGGCAAAGUUAUUUCCAAUUACCGACUAUCGCCCUGAUUUGCGACUUCAGCAAAGCGUCUCAUUCGCAGCCAACGCUCCUCAACAUUCACGAUGUACGCACUCUGUUUCACGAAAUGGGUCACGCUCUCCACUCUAUCCUGGGUCGUACAGCUCUGCAGAACGUCUCUGGUACUCGCUGCGCUACCGACAUCGCUGAGCUGCCAUCUGUCCUAAUGGAACACUUUGCCUUUUGCCCACACGUCCUCUCCCUGUAUGCCCGCCACUGGGAAACAGACGCUCCAGUGCCUAUGGCUGCCCUUGAGUCCCGCCUCGCAAUCGACAAUCGAAAUCAGCACGCCGAACUCGAAUCGCAAAUCUUACUUUGCAUGCUAGACCAAGCUUACCAUUCCCCCAUCGCCGCAGACCCAAACUUUGACUCGACCAAGGUUUACCACGAUGUAUAUAAUAAGUACGCGUCGGUUCCUGAGCCCGCUGGUACAGCUUGGCAGGGCUUCUUUGGCCACUUGUAUGGAUACGGUGCUACGUACUAUUCUUAUCUGUUUGACCGCGCCCUCGCAGCUAAGAUCUGGAAGGAUGUGUUUCAACACAAUGGCCCAGAAGGCAGCUUGGAUAGAGAAAACGGUGAGUUGUAUAAGAACGAGGUGCUCAGAUGGGGUGGUGGAAGAGAUGGCUGGCAGUGCCUGGCUGGCGUACUUAAAGAUGAGAGGCUAGCGGAGGGCGGCGAGCAGGCCAUGCAAGAGGUAGGGAAAUGGGGGAUCCGGGAUACAGGGAAGUAG